This is a messenger RNA of Spinacia oleracea (spinach), 926 nucleotides long. Its product is annotated as DNA-directed RNA polymerase II subunit RPB7. NCBI's taxonomy places the organism in Eukaryota, Viridiplantae, Streptophyta, Magnoliopsida, Caryophyllales, Amaranthaceae. Gene Ontology annotation, biological process: nuclear-transcribed mRNA catabolic process; DNA-templated transcription; positive regulation of nuclear-transcribed mRNA poly(A) tail shortening. Gene Ontology annotation, cellular component: RNA polymerase II, core complex; P-body. Gene Ontology annotation, molecular function: translation initiation factor binding; single-stranded RNA binding; single-stranded DNA binding. The record is from RefSeq and is a predicted model, not a curated record. The transcript has 6 exons. The coding region runs from base 146 to 679 and encodes 177 amino acids.
AGUACUUUUCUCUCUCCUCACUUUAUAUUCUGAGGCUCUCCCCAAAUUCACUGCAGUCCUUAAAAACAACAAUAUUCCUUUCACCCUCCACUCCUCGACGCCGUAGACCACCUGCCGCCACUCUCCUCCGCCAUCUCCGGCAAAGAUGUUUUUCCAUAUUAUACUGGAGAGGAACAUGCAGCUUCACCCUCGCCAUUUUGGCCCACGUCUCCGGGAUAAACUCGUUUCUAAGCUCAUGAAAGAUGUUGAGGGAACCUGCAGCGGGCGCCAUGGAUUUGUGGUGGCAAUCAUGGGAAUUGAGCAUGUUGGCAAGGGGUUGAUUAGAGAUGGAACUGGGUUCGUCACUUUCCCUGUCAAGUAUAAAUGUGUUGUAUUUCGGCCUUUUAAAGGCGAGAUUCUUGAGGCUGUUGUUACCAUGGUUAAUAAGAUGGGUUUCUUUGCUGAGGCUGGCCCUGUUCAGGUGUUUGUGUCUAAUCAUCUGAUACCGGAUGAUAUGGAGUUCCAAUCUGCUGAUACACCAAAUUAUACAACUUCAGAUAAUUCAGUCAAAAUUCAAAAAGACAGUGAGGUGCGGCUCAAGAUUAUCGGGACUAGGGUGGAUGCAACAGAAAUUUUCUGCAUAGGAACGAUAAAAGACGAUUUUCUGGGCGUCAUAAGUGACCCCGGUGCAGCUUCAUGAGCUCCAUUGUACUUGAUAUAGCUGAUAACCCAUUUUGUGUAGAAAAUUUCUGGAACUAAAUCCUCGGAGUUGUAUUUUGACUUUUGAAUAACCAUUUAGUGGUUUGGAUAUAAAUGCUCCUAACUUACCAUAUUAACACUGUUUGUAUGAAACGGGAAAAAUUGGUGUUAAAGUUUAAUGCCUCGUGUUAUUAAAGUUUAGUUAAUUGAGAAGUGCAUUACAAAUCCCUCUAUUAAAGUUUAAUAAA